AUGAGCCAAGGUCAGCCCCGGAGGGAGACUGGGACCAACUUGCCGGACGUCAAGCCGGUGGCAGAUCCUGUCAAGUAUGGCGACGUCUUCAACGUCUCCGGCGAGCUGGCGAACCAGCCCGUUGCGCCGAGGGACGCCGCGCUGAUGCAGUCCGCCGAAAGCCAAGUGCUCGGUUGGACACAGAAAGGCGGCGUCGCUGCUACUAUGCAGUCGGCAGCUACCCUGAAUCAGGAGGCGGGAUACGUUCACCCCACGGAGUACUCCGCUGCAGUCGGAGGUCAAGGGAUGAAGGUCACGGAGUCCGACAUCCCGGGCCGCCGCGUUGUGACGGAGUCGGUUGGUGGGCAGGUCGUGGGACAGUUCUCGACCCCGGUGCCGGAACCGUCUCCAGCGGUAACUGGUUCGUUCACGAUCGGCGACGCUUUGGAGGCUGCGAGCGUGACAUGCGGAGACAAGCCGGUGACGCAGAGCGACGCCAGUGCGAUUCAGGCGGCGGAGAUGCGUGCAACCGGGAGCAACGCCGUCAGACCCGGAGGAGUCGCCGCUUCGGCUAUGUCGGCGGCCGAUGCCAACGAGAGGACUGGGGACGAAUUGCAGAAGACAACGCUGGGUGAAGUUUUAGCGGACGCGAAGAGAAGGUUGGUGGCGGACAAGGUGGCGACGACGGAAGACGCUGAGAAGGUGAGGAGCGCGGAGCUCCGGAACAACCCCAACCUGACCACUGUCGUCGGCGGGGUGUCGGAGAACGUAACUGCUGCUGCCAACCUGAACGAAGCCGCCCCUUGA
Messenger RNA from Nymphaea colorata (pocket water lily), 786 nucleotides. Its product is annotated as late embryogenesis abundant protein D-34-like. Bases 1 to 786 code for a protein of 261 amino acids. The transcript has 2 exons. The record is from RefSeq and is a predicted model, not a curated record. NCBI's taxonomy places the organism in Eukaryota, Viridiplantae, Streptophyta, Magnoliopsida, Nymphaeales, Nymphaeaceae.